Molecule: messenger RNA, 1056 nt
Organism: Onychostruthus taczanowskii (white-rumped snowfinch)
Lineage: Eukaryota; Metazoa; Chordata; Aves; Passeriformes; Passeridae
Gene: ATP6V0D2
Product: ATPase H+ transporting V0 subunit d2
Exons: 8
Coding region: 1-1056 (351 amino acids)
Biological process (GO): proton transmembrane transport; vacuolar transport; vacuolar acidification
Cellular component (GO): proton-transporting V-type ATPase, V0 domain; lysosomal membrane; vacuolar proton-transporting V-type ATPase complex
Molecular function (GO): proton-transporting ATPase activity, rotational mechanism
Source: RefSeq, a predicted model, not a curated record
AUGCCAGGAUACUCAGAGUUUUUCUUCAAUGUGGACCAUGGCUACUUGGAGGGUCUGGUCCGAGGGUUCAAAGCUGGGAUCUUGACAAGUGCGGACUACGUCAAUUUAGCACAGUGUGAGACACUAGAAGAUCUGAAGUUACAUCUACAGACUACAGACUAUGGCAAUUUCUUGGCUAAUGAAACUGGCCCUCUCACUGUUUCCACCAUAGAUGAAAAACUGAAAACAAAACUACUCACAGAAUUUCAUUACUUUAGAAACCAUGCUUUUGAACCACUUGCCACUUUUCUGAAUUUUGUCACAUACAGCUAUAUGAUUGACAACGUAAUUCUUUUAAUAACUGGCACAUUACAUCAGCGACCCAUAGCUGAACUUGUUCCCAAGUGCCAUCCAUUGGGGAGCUUUGAACAAAUGGAAGCAGUCAGCAUUGCCUCAAACCCCACUGAACUCUUCAAUGCAAUUUUGGUUGACACACCUUUAGCUGCUUUUUUUCAAGACUGCCUGUCUGAAAAUGACCUGGAUGAAAUGAACAUUGAAAUAAUGCGCAACAAACUGUACAAGUCUUACCUCGAGGCAUUUUAUAAGUUUUGUGAAAAACAAGGUGGUACUACAGCAGAAAUAAUGAGACCUAUUCUUGAGUUUGAGGCAGACAGACGUGCUUUUAUCAUCACCAUUAAUUCAUUUGGCACUGAGCUGAGUAAAGAUGACCGAGAGAAGCUGUAUCCAACCUGUGGAAAACUUUAUCCAGAAGGCUUACACCUGUUGGCCAAUGCAGAUGACUACGAGCAAGUGAAGUGUGUUGCAGAAUACUAUGCAGAAUACAAGGCUGUGUUUGAAGGUGUAGGGAGUGGCACUGGAGAAAAGACACUGGAAGACGCAUUUUUUGAACAUGAGGUAAAGCUGAAUGUGCUUGCAUUCAACAACCAGUUUCAUUUUGGAGUAUUUUAUGCCUAUGUGAAGUUAAAGGAACAAGAAUGCAGGAAUAUUGUAUGGAUUGCUGAAUGCAUUUCUCAGAGACACAGAACCAAAAUUAACAAUUACAUUCCAAUUUUCUAA